UAAACAGGUUCAGCUGUUGGUUUGAGGUGAUUGUAGGCGUUUUCUGGUUAGAAACCCGUGAUUUUUAGGCCAGUUUCCCAUCAUCUCUGUGUGUUUAAUGUAUUUAUAGACUGAACAGAUCCUCCUAUCAGCAGCUCAGACUCUGGUUCAGUCCGACCCGACAGCAGCAGCGUUUAUCUCCGCUGUUUCACUCUUUUUACUGUUCUUUCAGUUCUUCCUCCGCCGUUUCGCUGACAGCGGGUCUUCGGCUACAGCUCACACCGAGCAGGGAGCUCCGUCCGCCGCAGACUGAGCUGCCGGAGGCGGUGCCGCAGCUUCCCCGGUCGGAUGUUUCAGUCUGUCGGUGAGCAGCGGAGCGAGGAGCCGUUCGGACCGCGGAGCUCGAUUCCAGACACCCUGUACCAGAUGCAGCAAAGCAGCCCCAGAACAUAACAGAACCUCCUCCAUGUUCCACACUGAUGUAAAGCAGCAGACUUUGGAUGCGACCUUCUCCAUCAUCUACAUCUCAACCCAGGAGCCAUUAAACAGGUACAGAUGGGUCGGGGGGAGGUUUCAGCCAUGGAGGGUGACUGUCUGAGCUGCAUGAAGUAUCUGAUGUUCAUCUUCAACUUCUUCAUCUUUCUGGGUGGCUCCUUCCUGCUGGGCGUGGGUGUUUGGGUUCUGGUCGACCCGAUGGGCUUCAGGGAGAUCGUGGCGGUGAACCCUCUGCUGUUCACGGGGGUCUACGUGAUCCUGGCCAUGGGGGCGCUGCUGUUCCUGCUGGGCUUCCUGGGCUGCUGUGGAGCCAUCAGGGAGAACAAAUGUCUGCUGCUGUUCUUUUUCAUGCUGAUCCUCUUCAUCUUCCUGGCUGAGCUGGCUGCUGCCAUCCUCGCCUUCCUCUUCAGAGAACAUCUGACCCGACAGUAUUUCACGAGGGAUCUGAAGCGUCACUAUCAGGGCCGGAACAACACCGACGUCUUCAGCUCCACCUGGAACGCCAUCAUGACCACGUUCGACUGCUGUGGCGUCAGCGGUCCCGAGGACUUUGAGGAGAGUCUGUUCCGGCUGCUGAGUCCCUCCAAGAUGGUUCCUGAGGCCUGUUGCCAGAGAAACGGUUUCCUUGGAGACGGCGGCGUGGAGCAGUGCGUCAGCGGCAGCGUCGUCUUCCGACACAACAAGGGCUGUUACUCAGCGAUGGUGGAUUAUUUUGAGACCUACAUCUACACAGCUGGAGCUCUGGCCAUCGUGGUUCUCACCAUCGAACUCUUUGCCAUGGUGUUUGCGAUGUGUUUAUUCAGAGGCAUCCAGUGAGACGGCCUUCAUCAUAGUCAUAAUCAUCAUCAUCUUCAUCACCUUCAUCAGCAGGAAGAAACAAACUAAAACAUGAAGCGUAUCCGUCCAGUGGUAGUUUGUGUCGGUUCUGUGAUCGCCGUCAUUCUUCAGGUUUCUGAGGUUCUGCUGUGAAGUCGAGGUUCUGUUCAGUCUAUCGACCCAGAAGCUGCUUCAGAACCCACCUGAGUCCAUCAAACUGGAAACACAGGGAUGUGAAACCUGGACUUGAUCUGAGUCCGUCUGAGCUCUAUGAUGAGUCGGUGGUCAUGGUGUCGUCUCUGUCCAGUCAGCUGGGACUGAAAGAGGAGUUUAUUCUGUGGAAAAUGUUCUAAAGAUAACGGACGGUUCAGUGUUUCAGUGUAAAUAUUCCUCAGAAGACGUUCAGGUCAUAGUUUGUCUUCUUCUCUUUGUGGAUUUAAUCAGCAGAUAUAAAACUUUUUCCUCUGUGUGUUUGUAUAAAUGACUGAUGGUCAUUAAACUGGUGUCUGUGGUUUUA
Amphiprion ocellaris (clown anemonefish) is the source of this 1807-nucleotide messenger RNA. RefSeq names its product tetraspanin-18-like. Gene Ontology annotation, cellular component: membrane. Bases 535 to 1290 code for a protein of 251 amino acids. NCBI's taxonomy places the organism in Eukaryota, Metazoa, Chordata, Actinopteri, Pomacentridae. The record is from RefSeq and is a predicted model, not a curated record. The transcript is spliced from 10 exons.